Messenger RNA from Medicago truncatula (barrel medic), 1045 nucleotides. RefSeq names its product peptidyl-prolyl cis-trans isomerase FKBP62. The transcript has 8 exons. Gene Ontology annotation, molecular function: peptidyl-prolyl cis-trans isomerase activity. Lineage: Eukaryota; Viridiplantae; Streptophyta; Magnoliopsida; Fabales; Fabaceae. The record is from RefSeq and is a predicted model, not a curated record.
GGACACACAUCACACAAUGGGAUUUGAUUCAAUACAAGAAGAAAGCUGCUGCUCCUUCUGCUGAAGAAUAUGAUGCUAGAUAUAUCAUGCCACUCAGCAAUUUCAAGAAGAAAGUUGAAUACACUAAUCCAAUUCGCAAAUACAAUGAGAUGAUUGGAAGUACUUCUUCCGGUAUUUCUUUUCUUGUGUUGACGGAGCCGGAGGAUAUUUGUAAGGAUGGAGGUUUGGUAAAAAAGAUACUCAAGCCCGGGGAUGACAAAUAUCAACAUGUUGAUGAUUAUGUUUUAGUUAAGUAUGAAGCACGUCUUGAUGAUGGAACUCUUGUUAAAAAAUCUGAUGAUUAUGGAGUGGAGUUCACACUCAACGAUGGUCAUUUUUGUCCUGCAUUGUCAAUCGCUAUUAAGACCAUGAAGAUCGGAGAAAAAGUCAUUUUAACUGUUAAGCCACAAUAUGGAUUUGGUGACAAGGGCAAGCCAGCUCACCAUGAUGAAGGUUCAGUUCCACCUAACGCAACAUUGCAGAUUAUUCUCGAGUUUGUUUCUUGGAAGGAAUGACCUUUUCGUAAGAUGGUCCUCAAGGAAGGAGAAGGAGACGACUGUCCAAAUGAGGGAGCUCUUGUGAAAUUGAAACUAAUUGGUAAGCUGCAAGAUGGCACUGUAUUUUUUAAGAAGGGAUAUAGUGAUGGUGAUGAAGUGGAGCUGUUUGAAUUUAAAACAGACGAGGAGCAAGUGAUUGAUGGGCUUGAUAGAGCUGUACUGACCAUGAAGAAGGAUGAGGUAGCUUUGUUGACUAUUGCGCCUGAAUAUGCUUUUGGUUCAUCAGAGUCUCAGCAGGAAUUGGCAGUGGUUCCUCCUAAUUCAACCGUGUAUUAUGAGGUUGAGCUAGUAUCAUUCGUAAAGGCUAAGGAGGUAUCGGACAUGAACACCGAAGAGAAGAUAGAAGCUGCUCUUGAGAAGCGACAAGAAGGUGUAGCAUUAGUUUAUGCUGCUGAAUAUGCAAGAGCUUCUAAAAGAUUUCAGAAGGUAACCAGGUUACAUUAAUAUAU